Molecule: messenger RNA, 6558 nt
Organism: Anolis sagrei ordinatus
Lineage: Eukaryota; Metazoa; Chordata; Lepidosauria; Squamata; Anolidae
Gene: ZNF740
Product: zinc finger protein 740
Biological process (GO): regulation of transcription by RNA polymerase II
Cellular component (GO): nucleus
Molecular function (GO): DNA-binding transcription factor activity, RNA polymerase II-specific
Source: RefSeq, a predicted model, not a curated record
GCUCCAGCGUUUCCGCUUCCGAGGCAGCGGCGGCCGGGAGCGCUUGGUGGCAGAGUGGCGGUGCCGAGGCCUUUGCAUGUUCUGUCCCUGGAGAAUACCAAAAAAAGAAAGAGAGGGAGGCAGAGCGGGAGUGACGGGAGCGGAGCCAGGUGGAAACUUGGAGAAGAAGAGGCAGGGCUUCUGUAGCAGCUGUCUGAGGACUCAUAAUCCUUUCUCCAGUGAGAGCUAUCCUGCAGGAGAAAUUUAGUUUUACAGUGACUCAUCCUCAAGAGCAGCAGCCUGUAACUUUUCCUAGCUUUAAACAAGACUAGAGAAACUUGCUGUACAUCCAUUUUGGGCUCUCAAACUCCUGAAAGAUGUCAACUAUGUCAACUAUGUGAAAGGACCAACACAGAAAUGAUUUACUGAAAAAAAUUAUAGUCGAAAAAUUAUUUCCUGGACAAGAGAGAGAAAGCACAAGGAUUUGGUGUGAUCUACGUUUUGAGGACUGUCAGACUACAGCAAUGGCUCAGGCAAGUCUUCUGGCCUGCGAGGGACUCUCCGGGGUUUGCCUUGUGCCAACUGUUGCCAGCAAGAAGAUGAUGCCGAAGCAGAGCUCUAAGCAGAGUCAUCGCAAGGAAAGUGAAAAGACACGCAAUCGGAAGGCAGAGGACACCACUGAAGGAUCGCCACCUAAAAAGUCCCUUAAAAAGGUGGUGGUGAUUGAGCAAAAUGGAUCCUUCCAACUCCGAGAUCCCAAGAACUUUAUUUGUGAGCAUUGCCUUGGGGCAUUCCGAAGCAGCUACCACCUCAAAAGGCACAUUCUCAUCCAUACUGGUGAAAAGCCAUUUGAGUGUGAUGUGUGUGACAUGCGCUUCAUCCAGAAAUACCAUCUGGAGCGUCACAAACGUGUGCACAGUGGGGAGAAGCCGUACCAGUGUGAGCGCUGCCUGCAGAGCUUCUCAAGGACAGACCGGUUGCUGAGACAUAAACGAAUGUGCCAGGGCUGCCCAGGCAAAGAAUCUGACUCACAGCUGCUGCUUUAGGUGCAGGCUGGAAAAGAGGAUUCAGCUGGAAAGUCAAGAGGAUUCUUUGUGGGUCUUUUUCUUCACUUAUUUUUCAUACUGUGUUUUCCUUCUGAGCCUGUUGUGGAAGAGGCAGGUCUGAGCAGGGCACAGACUUUCAGACAAAGUCUUGACACUGUAAAUACAUUGAAGACAAACAGAAGUUGACUGCCAGCCUGGAGACAUCCCUUGCAGUUGUGAAUAUACUUUGGAUGUGCUUUAAAAACAUUUAUCACCAUUUGCCUCAGGAAUGGCUUUGAGAAGAACAGUUGGACCUCCUACGAGUCCUGUGAGUGAUAUUGAUGCUCUUGGUUGACCAGAUACCUGCCAUCGUGCCCGUACAUUGUGCUCACAAAGAUGAAAAGAAUCACACACCAAAUUGUUUUGAAGGGCUGAAGCCUGGGAACAAUGGAUAUAAAAUAAGAUCACCAACAGAUUUUUGAAUCCAGGACUCACAGGAGUGUCUCAUUUGAGUUUUGCCAUAAAAUAUACAGAACUUUAUGCCCUCCUCAUGCAGUAUCUGGGCCUGUAUUCUUUUCAUGACCUUCAAGUUUUAAGAAGCAAAGCUGAAGCAGAUGGCAUAUGCUCUUGAGUACCGCAGAAGUCCAAUUUUCAGAUGUUAUUAUGGGAAAAAUCCAAGAAGAAAUGCUAAAUGAGAUCCAGCUGGCUGGAGGUACACAUCUGGCUAUUUCCAGUGAGAAGAAACUUUGAGACCUUUGAUAGGAAGCGUGGUUCCUAUCUUCCUCCCCUUCUCUAUGAAGAUCCAUGCAUUCAGGCUCCACCCCAUUAAAUGUCCGAUUAAUGCAGAAUUCACAAUAUCGUCAGAGGAGAAUAUCCUUCUGCUCCAUAAAUAAAUCAGCCAACUGAAAUCCAGAAUUACCAACCUCAAAGAAGUAUUCUUCUAGAGCAAGGAAUGAUAAUGUUGGAGUCCAACUCUUUCCCUCCAAAAUUAACUGUCCUGGCUGGGGCUGGACUACACAUCCUCCCACCCAUGUUAACUAUAAACUUCAGAACUAGAUGUUUUGAAACCAAGAUCCAUCCAGCCAUGUUCUUCACUCCAUUGAAUCAGUUUUGUUGCCUUUGGCCAAACAGAAAUCCUACCUCUUUCCUAGGAAAGGCAUAUUUUCUGAGAAGCAGAUGUCUCAAGAUACUCUCGGCUGCUGUCAGAAGUGAAAGCUGUUUCCAAAAGAUUUGGACUGAUUUAAUACUUAACAUUUCUGGCCAGUACGGUUGUACCAUUAGAACAAUCUUAGUAUUCUAUCAAUUCUGCCAUUGAAACAUCUUAUGAACGGACACUUCCAGUUGAGGUAACUUCUCUGUCAUUUUUGCUACAAAACAGAGUUUGCCCUCUCUUCCUCUCCUGUCCUUGGAACUGGCUUCUCUCAGGCCUUUGUUGGCUCCCGAUUCCCUCCCAUCCGUCAAUGCAAGCAAGGCUUUGGGACUUAGAUCAACAGAGGAUAGGUUUUCACCAAUAUGUGUUGCUGAAAGUGCGAUUGCUGCUGAAGGAUUCCAAUAUCACCUGUGCUACUGAAAAGGUUUGUAAAUAGAGAAGCAGGACAUUAAAGAUCAAGGAGGUUUCUUCCAAAGGUACAGUCAUGCAAGAGAAUUAAGUGUACUAGCAAUAGGUGCUGUACUGUAGGAUAAGCUGAAAGAACUGCACUUCUAAACUUGGAGAGAAUAUUCUUUUCGUUAUAUCCUUUGUACUUUUCCAAACUGCUGUUUCCCAGGCAAAUUUCUUUGGUAGACUCCCUUACUCUCACAUAGUCAAGCUAAAUUUUAGUUGGACCAUAUGGGGAAAAAAUCUGUUUCACAUUUCUAUUUAUUCUGUUUAAUCUGCUGUUACAUGAGAUUCCUGGUGCUUUCCCAUCCACAGUGCUUAGCUUCAUUGACUUGCUCAGGUACUCCCGUAUUAUUUACGCAGGUCUCAGAAUUUGCAUAUUAUUAAAUCUCUGGUAGGAAAAAUAAUCAACUAGUGGCAUAGAGAGAACAAUUAGGAAUAAAGAGUGUGUUUCUGUCACCAUUUGUGUACCUGUAGAGUAACCCAUGAGUUUAACCCAUCCCGCUGCAAAGUCUGCUAUAUCUUAAAGCUAAGGUAUGCUAAUGUUUAAGCCUUAAUGGCUACUUUCCCCUAUUAUGUGUUUAAACAGACAUGGAUGAGAAAUUGUAUUGAAAGAGGCCCUGUUCUUUCACUCUCUAAUACACAUUUUAGUAACUAAAUGAAAAAUACGGGGGCUGUUUUAGCUGAAGUUAGUAAUGUCAUCUAUUGCUCAAUAAUUCCUAAUGGCUUAGGAUAAUCCUUGAGAAUUUCAAUAGGGAGAGGAAAGGCUAUACCAAAUGGCCAUUCUUUUUAAAAGAAAGCAAACAGACAAAAAACUCAAGCAAUUGUGUAGCUUUCUUCCACAUUUCUGUGAACUGAGUACUCCAAAAGGGAAAAAAAGGAAUUAUAAUAUGUAUUUGAAACUAGGGAGUAAGGAAGGACAUAUAGUGGGAAUCUGUUUUGUUCUGCAUGUGCAAAAUUGAGGGAAAUCAUGCAAGAAAAGAUUUCUGUCAAUGAGGCAUUUUUAUCCAUUUCUGGAUAGCCAUCUCACCUUCAUCGAUAGUACUAGAUCAGUGGUUCUCAACCUGUGGGUCACCAGGUGUUUUGGACUACAACUCCCAGAAAUCCAGCUAGUUUACCAGCUGUUAGGAUUUCUGGGAGUUGAAGGUCAAAACAUCUGGGGUUCCACAGGUUGAGAACCACUGUACUAGAGGCAUAAAAUUACAAAACAUAUUCUCUUUUGCUAGUUCAUUCCCAGCUGACAGGUUGACUGUUCAGAUCCCCUAAGUAAAGUGUCCCAUGCUGCCAGAUCCAUUUUGUGCCAACUUUUGUGUAUUUGUGUGAUCCUGGCUAAACUUUUACUAAAGCAUGUGUGACUUUUAUAGCACAAGGAUGAGGGCUUUUGAAGACUACCUGCAAGGAAGUUGGUUGUAGAAAAAGGAGAUGUGUGGAAUGAGGAAUAUUUGGUCUGCUCUUAACAUUUGGCCAGUGUAAUCAUUUGAUAGCCUUCAGUCUGGUUUUUCACUGAACACACUAGCAAAGGAAAACAGUUCAUGGUAAUAAAUGGUAGAAUGCUAGCAUUGCUCUGUAAACUGUGCUUCCUAGGUGAAGUAGGUCUAACCUCAGACAGUGACUUGUGCUCCAUCUUUGCUGUUGAGGUUUUUCUCAGAAAGGAGUGGGUACUGGGUAGUAGAGAAAAUGUGGCUGGCUGUGUGGGGAGAAAGUGGAUUCCUGUGUUUCCAUUACAUAAAUCUUUUUUCAUCAUUUGCCAUUCAGCCACCUUUGAUUUCAUCUUCUACCACAAGUUAUCAUGCCUGCCUGUUUGAGCUGUGAUUCAUCUUUACUCUGAAGAAAUUGUUUGCAAGGCAGGACUGCUUCACCCUGUUAAUAUAUCUCAUGUUCCUCAAGUAAAGAGGUGCACUAAGGAAAAGUUGCAGAGCUUUCAGGAAAAUGAUGCUUUGAGAAAGAACUUAAAAAUGGAUCUUAUUUGUAUGUUUAAGGGACUUCAAGCCAUAGUUUCUAAUAGUUACUCCAAAGUGGAGUAAAUAAGUAGAAUGACAUGGCGAAGCCUCCUCCUCCCCCCCCCCCUUUUUCAGGUUGUACUUCUGCAUACAGAAAAUUGACAUGUCACAGAAUUGUAUAGAGAUCAAUGUCUCCAGUCUCCAGCAUGCUAGUAUUCUGUGAGUAAGAAAUUUUGCUUUCUUCACAUGUGUGACUUUCUCUACUCAGUCUCUGGCUGAAAUGGAAUUGUGAAUGCAGCCAUUGAAUCUUCUCACAGUUGAGUUUUAAACAAUACAUCCUAAAUCUGUUGUGAGGCCUAAGUUAAAAGUAGAACAAUUUGAUCAGUGGAAUUUUCUUAUUUAAUCGAUCUACUUUGUUUAGACUAGGGGUCCUCAAACUUUUUAAACAGAGGGCCAGGUCACAGUCCCUCAAACUGUUGGAGGGCCGGAUUAUAAUUUGAAAAAAAUAUGAGUGAAUUCCUAUGCACACUGCACAUAUCUUAUUUGUAGUGCAAAAAAUGCUUAAAAACAAUAGAAUAAUUAAAAUGAAGAACAAUUUUAACAAAUAUAAACUUAUUAAUAUUUCAGUGGAAAGUGUGGGCCUACUUUUGGCUGAUGAGAUAGAAUUCUUCUUCUUGUGUGCUUUCAAGUCGUUUCAGACUUAGGUUGACCCUGAGCGAGGGCCGGGUAAAUGACCUUGGAGGGCCGCAUUCAGCCCCCGGGCCUUAAUUUAAGGACCCCUGGUUUAGACUGUCUAAUGGAAUGCUAACCCACUCAUCUUGUUCUUCAAAGUCAUCAUUAAAUGACAAAACUCCCAUCAAGUGAGUUGAUUGCAGCUCCAAGAAAGAGAUGUUUUGUUUGGAAAUGGUUCACAGAGAAAUGGGUGUCUUCAUAAAAGGCUCCUGUAAGUCUUAGUGGUGUAAUUGAUUAGGAACAAAGUUGAAAUUUACAGAAUUUCACUAUUUUUACACUGGAUGAGGCCAAAGAACCACAGUUGUUUCAAAAUGAAUCUUGUUCACUCAGAUCAUGGCAUGGAGAAGACAUGAUUUCAAAAGAAAGCUGUAUCAUGAUGCAAUUUGAGAAAAAUGACAUUAGGAAAUCACAGUUUAAACCAGGAAUUACUCUUGUUUUUAAAUGUUCUUGAUGGUAAUGUUUCAAUGUCACAUAGAUGUCAUUUUCGCCAAAAGCUAACUAAGAUGGUUCAAUUCUUGGUAGCAAAUAGUUUGAAAUUUGGGUUCUACAUAAGCGAUGACAUUGGUUCCUCUGGCUUGUACACACAAGCUCAUACACAGGCCUUGCGUUUACUAAUGCAUUACUCUCCUCUCUUGGUUGUUGAGUCAAAAGUAGGUGCUCUGAAAGCAUGUGCCAUGUUGUGGUUAAAGUAUCAGACUUUCUCCAGGUCAAUGAAUGACCAGUUAUGUUUAUAUGUGGGUUUUUAGGAGCAGCUGUAUUUGUUCCUUCCCUCUUAAUUUUGAAGCUUUCCCCCAUGAAAUAUGGUGGCCAUGAGCCAUCUGUCAGCCAGUAUGGCUUGGGUAUUGUUGAAACUCCUGCUCUUUUGAUGGCUUGUAUUAGAGAUUCAUGUGUCAACUGUACCAUAUUAAUUUUCCAUAUGUGUGACAGGCUGCCUUAAGCUGCUGGAGAUAACAGUGGUUUUGACUCAGAUGUUUGACUGAGAUGAGAAAAUUAAGAAGAUCCUUUUUGUGCAGUUAGUACUGGCUUUCAUAGACUCCUUGCAUUUAUGGGACAAUUCUAGCACUUACAGCUGAACAGAGAAUCUUAUCAAUUUCCCUGUUUUCUUUAGUAUUAAGGUCAAAUGGAUUUUUUCUUGUAAUGAAAUGUUUUUCUUCCUCACUCUUCUCAUUAAUUCACAUAUUUUGUUAUGGAGGAGGGAACUGGGACAGGGCUGUGUUACCCAAGUGCAGGAUCACUUUUAAACUGUAGUUUUUAUAAGAUGUUAUAAACAUGUAUCUUUUUACCA